CUCAGGUUCUCUGACUCUGUUUCCAAGAAGGACGACACCGCUGUCGCUGCUGAUGGACGGUAAAUGAGAUAUCCGGUCCGUUUCAUCCAACGUGGUCCGUUUCCUGGUCCUGCAGGUCCAAACAGCUUACGGAAAUACUACAACCUCUCAAAAUGCUCCUCUCGUGGGAAUCAAUGCUGUUGACCACGGCACUGACUUGUGUCUGGGCUCAAGAUCUACAUGAUAACAGAAGAACCAAAUUGCGCACAAAAACACUGGAUGCAAAUAUUUAUGAUGGGCAAGCUAUCCUAGAUGAGGACUGUAGCUUGGAGCUCAGUUUUUUGUUGGACAGCUCCGAGAGCGCCAAAGACAACCACAAUCAGGAGAAGCAGUUUGCGAUGAAUUUGGUGGAUCGACUCCAAGGCCUGAAACUGCAGACGGGUCGAAGCUUGAGUCUGAGAGUGGCCCUGCUCCAGUACAGCAGUACAGUCAUCACAGAGCAACGAUUUAGCGACUGGAGGGGCACGGAGAACUUCAAGAACCGCAUCGCUCCCAUCGUUUACAUCGGCCACGGCACCUACACCACGUACGCCAUCACCAACAUGACCAAGCUCUACCGUGAGGAGUCCGGCCUGGGCAGCAUUAAAGUCGCCGUGCUCCUCACUGAUGGCUCCUCCCACCCGAGGAACCCGGAUAUUUUCUCUGCUGUCGCUGAGGCCAAGAACCAGGGGGUCAAGUUCUUCACUCUGGGCAUCACCAGAACCGCCAACGAGCCGUCCAAUGUGGCACAGCUCCGCCUCCUCGCCAGUUCUCCCGCGUCCCACUUCCUCCACAAUUUGCAGGACAGAGACGUAGUUGAAAAAGUGGCAACAAACAUUACUGACCUUGCUGAUGAAGGAUGCCCACUGGCUCCAAAAUGUGCCUGUGAAAAAGGCGAGAGAGGCCCCAGCGGGCCUGCGGGCAAGAAAGGUCGUCCAGGAGAAGAGGGAGCCUCCGGGCUGAAAGGCCAAAAGGGUGAAGCAGGAACAAGUGGCACACCGGGCCGGGAUGGUACCGAGGGGAAAUCAGGAGACAAAGGAGAGCAGGGUGAACGGGGAGAGUGCGGCACUCCAGGAAUCAAAGGAGACAGGGGUCCAGAGGGACCGGUUGGUGCAAGAGGACCUAGAGGACUGGAGGGGCAACCAGGACCACAUGGAGACAUUGGACCAGAGGGCCCACAGGGAAAGCAGGGGGAACGUGGACCAUCCGGCCCUCCGGGUAUUCAGGGAGAAACUGGCAUUGGGAUACCUGGACCAAAAGGUGACAUGGGAUUCCAGGGGCGCCCAGGUCCUCCUGGUCCUACAGGCGUUGGUGCACAUGGUUCACCAGGACCUCAAGGGCCACAAGGUGUUCAAGGGGAAAAAGGACCCACGGGUGAGGGCCUUCCUGGACCCAAGGGGGAUCGAGGGCUUCCGGGACCGAGGGGAUCGAGAGGACAACAGGGCGUGGGGAUGAAAGGAGAACGGGGUGAACUGGGGCCUGCAGGUCCUCCAGGGCUCACUGGGCUGACAGGAGUUGGCAUACAGGGAGAAAAGGGAGUUGAGGGUCCAAGAGGUCCACCAGGAGUUAGAGGACUUCCAGGAGAGGGUUUGCCUGGACCUAAGGGGGAUCAAGGUUUACCUGGAGAGCAGGGAUCACCUGGCGAGAGAGGUAUCGGUGAAUCUGGUGCAAAGGGAGAACCUGGAUCUGCUGGUUUAGGUGGCUUACCGGGUCUUCCAGGAGAGGAUGGGGCUCCAGGACAGAAGGGGGAACCUGGGUUACCAGGUUCAAGAGGUUCUGACGGACCUCCAGGAAUUGGCACUCCAGGAGAGAAGGGGGACCAGGGUCUUAGGGGCAUUCGAGGGUUACAUGGACCUCCAGGGAUCUCAGGACCCUCCGGUCCAAAGGGUGAACGCGGGUUACCGGGACACCAGGGCAUUCCGGGGCCGCCAGGACGAUCCAUAACAGGUCCAAAGGGAGAUUUAGGUCCCACUGGUCCGCCUGGACCGAUUGGGGAAACAGGCAUUGGACUUCCAGGUCCAAAGGGUGAUCGAGGGAAUACCGGUCCACACGGUCCACAUGGUCCAAAAGGCGAAGGCAGCCCAGGACCGCUGGGGCCACCAGGACUUCCAGGUUUACCAGGGGAACCGGGACCAGAAGGAAUAGGCAUUCCUGGACCUAAGGGAGACCUUGGCUUUAGAGGACUACCAGGCUUGCCCGGCCCUCCCGGAGAAGGAAUACAAGGACCUCCAGGUAAUGUUGGAAGAGCGGGACCUCCUGGUCCAAAUGGACCACCAGGAGAGGGUAUUCAAGGACCAAAGGGGGAUCCGGGAUCCCAAGGUUUAACUGGACCAAGAGGGCCCAGAGGUGAUGGUUUUCCUGGAGCCAAAGGUGACCGCGGGUCUCAGGGUGAGAGAGGAAUGAAAGGUGCAAAGGGAGGUUUGGGAGAUCCAGGACUGCCCGGUGAAGCAGGAAAAACGGGAACAAAAGGAGACGCAGGACUGACAAGAGAGGACAUUAUUAAGCUCAUUAAAGAAAUAUGUGGAUGCGGCGUCAAGUGCAAAGAAAGGCCGAUGGAACUCGUCUUUGUGAUCGACAGCUCCGAGAGCGUCGGCCCUGACAACUUUGAAAUCAUCAAAGAUUUCGUCACCAGGCUGGUGGACCGAACUACGGUGGGACGCAACGCCACGAGAAUCGGCCUUGUCCUCUACAGCCUGGACGUCCAUUUGGAGUUCAACUUGGUCCGCUACACGAACAAACAGGAUGUGAAGCAGGCAAUCCGAAGGAUGCCUUACAUGGGCGAGGGCACCUACACCGGCACCGCCAUCCGAAAGGCCACUCAGGAGGCUUUCUACAGCGCCAGGCCCGGCGUCAGGAAGGUCGCCAUCGUCAUCACCGACGGUCAGACGGACAAGCGAGAGUCCGUUAAACUCGAUAUCGCCGUGCGGGAGGCCCAUGCCGCAAAUAUCGAAAUGUACGCUCUGGGUAUCGUCAAUUCUUCGGAUCCGACGCAGACGGAGUUUCUGAGAGAACUCAACCUCAUUGCCUCCGAUCCUGAUAGUGAACACAUGUACCUUAUUGAUGACUUCAACACUCUGCCAGCACUGGAGUCCAAAGUCAUCAGCCAGUUCUGUGAAGAUGAAAACGGUGCCCUCAUCUACAAUCGCAUCGCAAACGGGCACUGGAACGGCAACAACGGAGUCGGUAUCAAUGGAAAUAAUGGCUACGGACAGCUUACUGAACGAUUCAACAAUGGCUAUCGGAAAACUGAGAAUAAAGUGAUUGGGAAUGGUCACCAGGAGGAGAUCACAAAUGUGAGGCGUGCCAACAACCGUGGCCGUGGAGAUACUUUCACACUACCCAUCAGUUCUGACCCACUUCCUAUUCAGGUGGAGGAAGACGAAGAUGGUGAAGAUUUAGACUUGAGGGCUCAUGUGAGAGCCAGCAGCAGCGUUGUUGUCGUGAACAAAACUGGAUCUUUGUCACAUGGGAAAGAAAGCACGGUCUCCAAUGAAGCAUCAUCUUCAUCAUCCUCCACUGCAGGAUCUGUAUCCUCAAACUCUAAUCAGCUGCAGCGUGUGGUGAGUCCAGUCCUGCCUGAAGAGGUUGCGCUUCGCGAUCCCCGCUGUAGCCUCAACUUGGACCAAGGCACCUGCAGAGCGUACAAGAUCCGCUGGUAUUAUGACAAACAGGCCAAUUCAUGUGCACAGUUCUGGUAUGGAGGCUGUGCUGGAAAUGACAAUCGAUUUGAUACCAAAGAGGAAUGCAGGAAGACUUGUGUUAUAUUGAAGACAGGUAUUUAAGAUUUUUGACAACAAUUAUGUACAUUGGCUCAAUGUUUUGUGAUCCUCAACUAUUUGUCAUAUUAUCAGCUUGACCUUAUCCAAGAUCUAUUGGAUGUCUUUUUUUUUUUUUUAACAUAUCUGAGCCAUGUGCUUUACUUUGAAAUCUAUGCUGCUGGACAAAUUAUUUCAAUGUCUGGUGUCAAGUUGUAAUUGGCAGCUGCCAAACAGGGACACUUAUUUUUAAGUUACGUGUGCAGAAGUCUACUGAAGUUGUCAUCGAGUGAGAAGUGUUGUCGCGGUUCUUAUUAUUGUCUUCAUAAUCCCUCCAAAAAUUGUGUCACCAGUUGGGCUGUGUGUUACUGUUUCAAUUAAUGUCUUUAUUUGUGUGUUUAUUAAUAAAAUAAUAAAACUGA
Molecule: messenger RNA, 4195 nt
Organism: Syngnathus acus (greater pipefish)
Lineage: Eukaryota; Metazoa; Chordata; Actinopteri; Syngnathiformes; Syngnathidae
Gene: col28a2a
Product: collagen, type XXVIII, alpha 2a
Exons: 35
Coding region: 153-3800 (1215 amino acids)
Molecular function (GO): serine-type endopeptidase inhibitor activity
Source: RefSeq, a predicted model, not a curated record